AUGGAAGGCCCCGGGUAUCUCGCAGUAGCCAUCCAACCGGGUCCACAAACAGACGAGACAGCCUUCCACGACUGGUACAACAACGAGCACGGCCCUCUACGACUGCGCCUCCCCUUCAUCCUGAACGGGAAUCGAUACACGGCCGCAGACGACAAGACACCAGCCUGGACCGCCGUCUACGAUGUCUCCGACCUGGCCUGGCUCGACAAGCGCAUCUACACCCGACUGCGCGAGGAGCGCUCGCAACGCGAGAAGCGGGUGAUGAGCACGUUCGAAUCACUGGACCGGAAAAUCUACUCCCUCUAUUCGUCUCACGGUGCAACUGAGAAACCGGCUCCCGUGCAGCACGCUGUUUCCAUCAGGCUCCACGAAUCCGGGGUUGCGGAGUGGGACAAGUGGUACGAAGAAGAACAUAUCGACAUGAUUUCCAAAGUUCCCGGGUGGCUUCGAUCGCGGCGCUUCAAACUGGUCGUAGGCGGACUGAAUGGUAUGCCUCCCGCAGGCCAGCUCGAGUUCCUGGCGGUACAUGACUACACGGCGCAAAACGGAAUCAACGGUGCAGAGCUUCAAAACGCACAGAACACGCCUUGGCGAGAGAAUAUCAGGAAGCACGUCGUCUCUCGCGAACUCCGGCACUGGAAGCACUACCACACCUUCUAUCCGUUGAACGAGCAGCCGUCAUCAGUCACCACCACCGACGGAGCGCAGCUGCGCUUCCAACUUGAAGGCGAUCCGCAGGCGCCCGUAAUCGUCUUCGUCAACUCCAUCCUGACCACACUCCACAUCUGGGACGGCGUGGCCAAAGCCCUUCUUCAAGGCGUCAACGGCAAAUCCUAUCGUGUUCUCCGCUACAAUGCAAGAGGGUAUUCCCAGCAAGACGCCAAGAGCAAUCCCACCCGCUUCGACCUACUCGCGGACGACCUCGAGUACCUUCUCCAACGCCUCAACAUCGAAAAGGCACACGCAGUCGUAGGCGUCAGCAUGGGUGGCGUCACCAGCAUCAAUUUCGCCAUCCGCCAUCCAGACAUGCUGGACAAAUUCGUCGCCUGCGACUGCAAUGUCGCCGCUGGAGCAGCGAACAACAAGGCCUGGGAUGAACGCAUUGAACUCGCGCGAUCAAAAGGCAUGGAUGCGUUGGCGGACGUGACGGUCAAAAGAUGGUUCACUGAAGCCAAUCACGGCUCAGCGAAUGCAAAGAAGACGCAAGAAAUGGUUGCAGACGCCAAUCUCGAUGGCUUCGCGCAGAACGCUGGCGCACUUUGCAACUACGAUCUCAAAGAUUCGUUGGCGAGUAUCAAGGCCCCGGGACUGUUGAUUGCGGGGGAGGGAGACGGAAAGCUGCCAGAGGUGAUGCAAGGCUUUGGCAUCCCGAAUACCACUUUCAAGGCGAUUCCGAAUGCCGGCCAUUUGCCUAUGCUGGAGAACCAUGAGGCGUUUAUGGAGGCUUUGGCGGCCUUUCUUUGA
Molecule: messenger RNA, 1464 nt
Organism: Neohortaea acidophila
Lineage: Eukaryota; Fungi; Ascomycota; Dothideomycetes; Mycosphaerellales; Teratosphaeriaceae
Product: Alpha/Beta hydrolase protein
Exons: 2
Coding region: 1-1464 (487 amino acids)
Source: RefSeq, a predicted model, not a curated record